Messenger RNA from Linum tenue, 857 nucleotides. NCBI's taxonomy places the organism in Eukaryota, Viridiplantae, Streptophyta, Magnoliopsida, Malpighiales, Linaceae. The record is from the annotation of a GenBank genome assembly.
AGGCCUUUCUCAUUUUCCUGUGAAUCAAUCCAAAUAUCCAAUCAUGUCGGAGAACGAGUUGGUGAUCUUGGACUGCUGGGCCAGCCCAUUCUGCAUGAGGGUGAAGAUUGCCUUGGCGGAGAAGGGACUUGACUACGAAGCAAGGCCUGAAGAUCUCUUCGGAGGGAAGAGUGACCUCUUGCUCACUUCCAACCCCAUCUACAAGAAGGUCCCCGUUUUCUUGCACGACGGCAAGCCUCUCUGUGAGUCAUCCGUCAUCGUUAGCUACAUCGACGAGACGUGGCCUGCCCCUGCCCUGCUCCCGUCGACCCCUUACGAACGUUCUCAAGCACGCUUCUGGGUUGACUACAUUGAUAAGAAGGUAUUGUUCGAUUCCUCUGCUGCCAUCUGGAAGGCAUCGGGGGACGAUGCCAUGGAGGGAGCCAAAAAGGAGUUCGUCGAGGUGCUGAAGGUGUUGGAAGGAGCCCUAGGGGAGAAAGAGUACUUUGCUGGGGAUGCAUUUGGGUACGUUGAUAUCCUUGCAAUCCCAAUCACUUGCUGGUUCUUGGCAAGUGAGAGGUUUGGGAACCUCAAGGUUGAGGCUGAGAGCCCUAAGCUGUCAGCUUGGAUCAAGAGGUGCAUGGAGAAGGAGACUGUUGCCAAGGUUGUCCCUGACCCAGAAAAGAUCUAUGAGUUUGUUAUCAACUUGAGGAAGAUGUUCGGAAUUGCCUAGAGAGGGAGAGAGAUCAGAGAGGCUCUAAAGUGACAGUUUGAAAUCUCCAAUUUUUUCUUGCUUUCCAAUAAAGAUCUGUAUAAUCAGUCUAUGGUGGAGUGAAAGUUAAACAGCAAAGAUUAUACUUCAACUGAGAGAUGAAACU